This is a messenger RNA of Fomitopsis serialis, 657 nucleotides long. RefSeq lists its product as uncharacterized. The record is from RefSeq and is a predicted model, not a curated record. The coding region runs from base 1 to 657 and encodes 218 amino acids. Lineage: Eukaryota; Fungi; Basidiomycota; Agaricomycetes; Polyporales; Fomitopsidaceae. The transcript is spliced from 3 exons.
AUGGCGCGUGGACAAGAGCCGCUCCGCCCGUCUGUCCCCGGACAGCAUAUCCUUGACGCGGUGCCGGGCGGGCGUGGAAAUGACGAGCAAGCGGCCGCCGGUCAAGCGCUGGCUGGGCGGCCCCCGACUAGUGUCGACUGGGACGGAGGGAUUGUGUACUCGCGCACGAAGUCUGGCACGAAGUACCCCGACUUCCUCAUCAGUUCGUACUACGGCCUCAAAGAGCCAGGGGGUCAGGAGCUGGAGCGGGAGGUGCCACGCCUCGUUGUUGAAGUCAGGUCGCUGCGUCCCGACGAGGUGAUUCCGACAAUCGACGACCGGAUCGCUAUAUUGAAACAGCUGCAAUCGUACAUGGCGCGAGUCGUCGCUCAUGUGGACCUCACGAAGCAUGAGCUGCCGUGGGGGCUAGCGAUCAUCGGGACUUACACAGCAUGGUUGCGCCCUAGCCGCCGCAACGCCCAAUGCGCAUGGGAGUACAUUGGCGGCUUUCACUCCGGUCGCGGAUACUGGACGAGCAUCUACGGGCUCGAAUUCCGAAAGUAUAUCAAUGAGCGGGCAGACAAGUGCCGUCUCAACUCCAUUGCCUACGCCCGUGCGUACCGGGAGAAGCUCGAUAACCUCCAGAACGCGCCGCCGGAAGUCAUCCUCCCAGCGUAG